Solea senegalensis (Senegalese sole) is the source of this 6164-nucleotide messenger RNA. RefSeq names its product CDC42 binding protein kinase beta (DMPK-like) (gene cdc42bpb). The coding region runs from base 694 to 5940 and encodes 1748 amino acids. Gene Ontology annotation, molecular function: ATP binding; protein serine/threonine kinase activity. Gene Ontology annotation, cellular component: cytoplasm; cytoskeleton. Lineage: Eukaryota; Metazoa; Chordata; Actinopteri; Pleuronectiformes; Soleidae. The record is from RefSeq and is a predicted model, not a curated record. Gene Ontology annotation, biological process: actomyosin structure organization; peptidyl-threonine phosphorylation. The transcript has 38 exons.
ACUCACUUCCGGAGGUGGUAUUUGCUCCUUCACACUUACAACACACAGAACCACACACUUAUUCACUGCCCUCUGAAUUACGAUGCUGCUUUUAUUGUGAAAGUCUCGCGGACCGGAAGUGUGGCUCAGUGUCUCCAGCUCACUCAGGAUGAUCCGACCUGGAUUCAGCCAUAUUCGCAGCGAGCAGCCACACCGGCAGCAGCCCACCGCACACCGCCACUAAACCGCCUCUAAUCCUCCGGGCCGCGCCCUCGCGCUGCGGUCGGACAUUUUGAUUGAGGCAGACUUCGUCCCGGAGCUCCGGGACAUGUCAACGAGCUGAGACGCCGAGCCGCGGGCAUGGAGCAGCGGCGGCCGACCUGAGAGUCGACGGUCGUGAGCUCCGGGAGUAAAGUCCAGAUUUGCCGGGAUAAAAAAAAGUCGACGAGGAGCGGGCACGGCAGCCUGAACGACUCAAACCCGGAGCGACGCAGCCACGGUUGCCGGCGGAGACACAGCGAUAGUCCGACACCAGCCUCUCAAAAUGUCGGGAAUGUUUUCCUGGAGCUAACGAGCUAAGCUGCUGCUAGCAGGCGGAGCUCGGCAGGAAGCGACUGACACUCGGACCGUGCGGCGGGGGCGUGUGUGCGUGUGUGUGUGUGUGUGUGCGGGGAGGGGGGUGGGGUUGGUGUCGGGCGGAGGUCCCGGGUCAGGAUGUCGGCUCAGGUCCGCCUGAAGCGGCUGGAGGAGCUGCUGCUGGAGCAGAAGGCGGCGGGAUGUUUGAGCGUAGAGGCGCUGCUCGACCUGCUGCUCUGCCUUUACACCGAGUGCAGUACCAGCGGCCCCCUCAAGAGGGAGAAGCACGUCACCGACUUCCUGCAGUGGGUUAAACCGUUCACCACCACAGUGAGGGACAUGCGUCUGCACCGGGACGACUUUGAGAUGUUGAAGGUGAUUGGACGAGGAGCUUUUGGAGAGGUUGCCGUGGUGAAGAUGAAACACACAGAACGAGUUUAUGCCAUGAAGAUUCUCAACAAGUGGGAGAUGUUAAAGAGAGCUGAGACUGCGUGUUUCCGUGAAGAGCGUGACGUCCUGGUCAAAGGAGACAGUCAGUGGAUCACAACUCUUCACUACGCUUUCCAGGACGACAACUACCUGUACCUGGUCAUGGAUUACUACGUUGGUGGGGACCUGCUGACUCUGCUCAGUAAGUUCGAGGAUCGUCUUCCUGAGGACAUGUCAAAGUUCUACCUGGCUGAGAUGGUUCUCGCCAUCCACUCCAUCCACCAGCAAAACUACAUCCACAGAGAUAUUAAGCCUGACAACGUCCUGCUGGACGUCAACGGUCACAUCCGCCUGGCCGACUUUGGAUCCUGUCUCCGCAUGAUGGAGGACGGCACGGUCCAGUCCUCAGUGGCCGUGGGCACACCAGACUACAUCUCCCCAGAGAUUCUCCAGGCCAUGGAGGACGGGAUGGGUCGUUAUGGACCAGAGUGUGACUGGUGGUCUCUGGGAGUCUGCAUGUAUGAGAUGCUGUAUGGAGAAACGCCGUUCUACGCAGAGUCGCUGGUGGAAACCUACGGCAAGAUCAUGAACCAUGAGGAACGUUUCCAGUUUCCCUCCCAUGUGACUGACGUAUCGGAUGAUGCUAAAGACCUGAUCCAGCGCCUGAUCUGCUCACGAGAACGUCGGCUGGGUCUAAAUGGGAUCUCUGAUUUCAAAAGCCAUCCCUUCUUCUGCGGGAUCGACUGGGACAACAUCCGGUCCACUGAGGCCCCCUAUAUCCCAGACGUGUCCUCCCCCACUGACACUUCCAACUUUGAUGUGGAUGACGAUGUUCUCAAGAACCAGGACAUUGGUCCGCCGCCCUCUCACACUGGAUUCACCGGUCAGCAUCUCCCCUUCGUUGGCUUCACCUUCACCACCGACAGCUCCUUCUCUGACCGCCGCUUCACCAGCCAGACACAGGGAGACAGGGGUGGGGCCAGCGGUAACCAGGAGGUGGAAGUGUUUGAAAAGAGGAUCCGCCUCCUUGAGGAGGAGAAACAGGAGCUGAGCCGCAGGCUGCAAGAGUGGACUCAGGUUGUGCAGGCUCGAGGAGGAACUUUGAGUCGAGACAAAGAAAUCAAGAAGCUCAACGAGGAGAUUGAACGUCUCAAGAAGAAGUUGGCAGACUCUGAUAGGCUGGAGCACCAGCUGGAGGAGGCGGUCACCCUUAGACAGGACUAUGAAAGCUCCGCCUCCAAACUGAAGGCAAUGGAGAGACAUGUGAAGACCCUGAGACAGGAGAAGGACGACGUCCAUAAGCAGCAGCUGUCCGAUGCCCUCGAGCGUCUGCACUCUCAGACGAAGGAGCUGAAGGAGGCGCACUCUCAGAGGAAGGUGGCGCUGCAGGAGUUCUCUGAGCUGUCAGAGAGGAUGUCGGAGCUGCGCUCCUCCAAACAGCGGCUGUCCCGUCAGCUGCGGGACAAAGAGGACGAGAUGGACGCCAUCCUGCAGAAGAUGGAAGCCACGAGACAGGACAUCCGCAAGACCGAGAAGAACCGCAAGGAGCUGGAAGCUCAGCUGGACGAUGCCAGGGCGGAGGCGUCGAAGGAGAGGAAGCUGCGGGAGCACAGUGAGUCGUACUCCAAACAGCUGGAGGUGGAGCUACAGGGCUUGAAGGGACGCGGAGCGGCCACUGGGGGAACAGAGUCUCAGCAGGAGCUGUCCCGUCUGAAGGCGGAGCUCGAUAAGAAGGUCUUGUUCUAUGAGGAGGAGCUGCUGCGGAGAGACUCCGCCCUCUCCUCUGAGAUCAAAAAUCUGCGCAAAGACCUGCACGAGUCCGAGGGAGCACAGCUCGCCGCCAGCAAGGAGCUGCUGCAGUUGCAAGACAAGCUGGACAAGGUCAAGAGGGACAGACAGAGUGAGAUGGACGAAGCCGUCGUAGCCCUGAAGGAGAAAUAUGAGAGAGAGAAAAACCUGCUGACACAAGAAAAUCGCAAGAUGACGGCAGAGACUGACAAGUUGUGUUCAUUUGUGGACAAACUGACGGCUCAGAACCGGCAGCUGGAGGACGAGCUGCAAGAUCUGUCGUCCAAGAAGGAGAGCGUGGCUCACUGGGAGGCUCAGAUCGCCGAGAUCAUCCAGUGGGUGAGUGAUGAGAAGGACGCUCGAGGUUAUCUUCAGGCUCUGGCCACGAAGAUGACAGAGGAACUGGAGACGCUGAGGAGCUGCAGCCUGGGAACCAGAGCUCAGGACCCACUGUGGAAGGUGCGGCGCAGUCAGAAGCUGGACAUGUCGGCGCGACUCGAGCUGCAGUCGGCACUGGACGCAGAGAUCCGAGCAAAACAGCUGAUUCAGGAGGAGCUGCGUAAGGUCAAGGCUGCUCACAUCAACCUGGAGAGUAAGCUGAAGGAGGCAGAGGAGAGGAGCAGGGAGGUGGGGGAGCAGAUGGACAGUCUGAAGAAGGAGGUGGAGGAGAACCGCUCCCGAUCUGACAAAGGUCUGAAACUUCCAGAUUUCCAAGACUCCAUUUUUGAGUAUUUCAACACUUCACCUCUGGCUCCAGAUCUAACCUUCAGAACUACAGACAUAGACUCCACCCCUCAGAGGUCAGAGGUCACGUCUCCAUCAUCUUCUGCUGCCUCUGAACACGAGGUCGUUUCAGUGGCGUCUGUCCCAGUAAGCCCCGCCCCCAUCUACCAGAGCUCAUCUCUAACCACACCAAAGCCUAAAGCCCAUGAGCUGAGCAUUAAGACGUUCUCCAGUCCCACACAGUGCACACACUGCAGCUCACUGAUGGUCGGCCUCAUGCGUCAGGGAUUCGCCUGUGAAGUGUGUUCCUUCAUCUGCCACGUUUCCUGUAAAGACCACGCCCCCCUGGUCUGUCCAAUCCCAGCAGAGCAGGCCAAGCGGCCGCAGGGUGUCGACGUACAGAGAGGCAUUGGCACCGCCUACAAGGGUUACGUCAGGAUUCCCAAGCCCAGCGGUGUGAAGAAGGGCUGGCAGCGGGCGUUUGCCGUGGUGUCCGACUGUAAACUCUUUCUCUACGAUGUCCCAGAGGGAAAGUCCACUCAGCCCGGGGUGGUGGCCAGUCUGGUCCUGGAUCUCAGAGACGAGGAGUUCUCCGUCAGCUCUGUCCUGGCAUCAGAUGUGAUCCAUGCCACCAGAAAGGACAUCCCCUGCAUUUUCAGGGUGACUUCCUCGCAGCUGAUCUCGCAGCUCUCCUCUGUGUCCCUGUUGGUCCUGGCGGAGAGCGAGGUGGAGAAGAGGAAGUGGGUGCGGAUCCUGGAGAGUCUGCAGAACAUUGUGACCAAGAACCUCCUGAAGAGCCGGCAGGUCCAUGUCCUGCAUGAGGCCUAUGACGCAUCGUUGCCUGUCAUCAAGACCACACUGUCUGCCGCUAUUCUUGAUCGAGAGCGGAUCGCCUUGGGAACAGAAGACGGACUAUUUGUGGUUGAAGUCACCAGAGACGUGAUCGUGCGAGCAGUUGACAGUAAGAAGGUUUAUCAGAUCGAGUUGAUCCCGAAGGAGAAAAUGAUCGCUUUACUCUGUGGUCGGAACCGUCAAGUUCACCUUCACCACUGGGGGGCGUUGGAGGGAACAGAGUCGACAUUUGACAUCAAACUGACAGAGACCAAAGGUUGCCAGUCUCUGACUGCUGGGGUGCUGCGACCUGGAGGCCCCGCCUGCCUGCUGGCAUCUGUCAAACGGCAGGUCCUGUGUUAUGAGAUCACUCCAGCGAAGCCCCACUAUAAGAAGCUGUGGGAGGUGCAGGCUCCAGGAUUGGUGCAGUGGUUGGGUAUGGUGAAGGAGCGAUUGUGUGUCGGGUACCCAUCGGGCUUUGCACUGCUGACCUUGCAGGGGGAGUCGUCCCCCAUCAGCCUGGUAAACCCUGCCGACCCGUCGCUGGCCUUCCUGUCCCAGCAGCCCCUGGACGCCCUUCAUGCUCUUGAGGUUGGAUCAAGCGAAGUGUUGCUCUGCUUCAGCCAACUUGGUAUUUAUGUGGACGGACAGGGACGCCGUUCACGCACCCAGGAACUGAUGUGGCCGGCCACGCCCCUCGCAUGUGGUUCUAACUCCUCCCACCUGACAGUCUACAGUGAAUAUGGAGUCGACGUGUUUGACAUACACACCACUGAGUGGGUUCAGACCAUCUCUCUCCGAAAGAUCAGACCUCUAAACGUUGAAGGGACCUUAAACCUGCUGAGCUCUGAACCACCACGACUCAUUUAUUUCAGCAACACGUCUUCAGAGGGCGACCUAACCAUCCCAGAGACGUCGGAUCACAGCAGGAAGUUGAUGGUUCGAACCCGCAGCAAGAGGAAGUUUCUGUUCAAGGUUCCUGAGGAGGAGCGACUUCAGCAGAGAAGGGAGAUGCUCAGAGACCCUGAGCUCAGAUCAAAGAUGAUCUCUAACCCGACAAACUUUAACCAUGUCGCACACAUGGGACCAGGUGAUGGGAUGCAGGUGCUCAUGGACCUGCCUCUGGUUGGUGAUGUCACCUCCCUCUCCUCCUCCCCCUCUCCCUCCUCCCGUCACACCCUCAUCUCUCCUCCUUCCAACUUUGAGCACGUCUAUCACAUGACGUUGGUGUCGGCUGGCGCGUUCUUGCAGAAAGAAUCCUCCUCUUCCUCCCAGCUGAGCCUCCUGCAGCCUUCCUCCUCCUCUUCCUCCUCUUCCUCCCUCACACACCAGAGUGUGAUGAUGUCUCAGGACGAUUCAGUUAAAGACAAGCCCCGCCCCCUGUCUAGUAUCUCCCGGCAACAGAGAAGCAAGACACAAAUCACACGUACAGCGUCAGAUUUUGGGGGCGGAGCUUCAUCUCGUGGUGUGUGUGAAUUAGAGGACAGAGACGACAGAGAGCCGGACUCUGACUCAACGAAACACUCGACUCCCUCCAAUAGCUCCGCCCCCCCCAGCCCUAACUCCCCCCACCGCAGUCGGUUAACCCUGGACAGCCUGGACUCUGAGUCGUGAGGCCCCACCCUGAGUCUGGGACCACGCCCCUCCGGUGUCACACUGUAUGAAAUGAUUUUAAAGCUUUUAACUUGCACAUCGUCUUCAUUUUGUAGAAAAAAAAAUCCUUUGAUUUAAUGUUGGUGAUAAUAUUUCCUGACCCCACCCCCUCCUAGCCUGGGGGCGGGGACUCACAGUUGAAUGUUUGUAUGGAAACAGAAACAAUAAAAGAAUCUGAAGUGAAA